Messenger RNA from Macrosteles quadrilineatus (aster leafhopper), 612 nucleotides. Its product is annotated as cuticle protein 38-like. NCBI's taxonomy places the organism in Eukaryota, Metazoa, Arthropoda, Insecta, Hemiptera, Cicadellidae. Bases 42 to 521 code for a protein of 159 amino acids. The record is from RefSeq and is a predicted model, not a curated record. The transcript has 2 exons.
CACUGUACUCCUUCUGUGACUCACGGAUCUACACCACCAACAUGUUCAAGCUCGCAAUCCUCUCCCUUCUGGUGGCUGCCGCCUCCGCUGGAUACGUCGCCAGCCCCGCCUACGUCGCUCCUGCCGUGAGCUACGCCGCCCCCGCGGUCUACCACGCUCCCGCCCCCGUGGCAUACGCUGCCCCCGCAUACAAGGCAUACGCCGCCCCUGCCGUCUACCACGCCCCUGCUCCAGUAGCAUACGCCGCCCCCGCCUACAAGGCCUACGCUGCCCCCGCUGUCUACCACGCUCCUGCCCCCGUCGCUUACCACGCACCCGCCGCCACCUCUUACUCCAACACCUACAAGGUCUCCAGCGGAGUUAAGGCUUACGCCGCCCCCGCUUACGCUCCUGCCUACGCCGCCCCCGCCUACGCUCCCGCUUACGCUGCCCCCGUCGUCAAGGCCUACGCUGCCCCCGCCUACGCCGCACCAGCUUACGCCGCCCCCGCCUACUACGGAUCUGCCUACUCUUACCACUAAGCGAUGAUUUACCUUUGUAAUUUAUUCCACCCUCUGUAAAUAUGCAUGUAAAUAGUCUAAUAUUUAUAUGCAAUAAAUACAGUUACCACUA